This is a messenger RNA of Ambispora gerdemannii, 879 nucleotides long. NCBI's taxonomy places the organism in Eukaryota, Fungi, Glomeromycota, Glomeromycetes, Archaeosporales, Ambisporaceae. The record is from the annotation of a GenBank genome assembly.
AUGCCUGCAACAGUAACAACGAAAAACGUAGUCGAACAAUGGGUAACCUUUCCAGGCGGUGUAGAAUUUUACACAAAAACUUGGAAGGCAAAUUCCGAACCACCAGUUGCCACAGUUGUAUUUGUUCAUGGUUUUGGCGAACAUGUAAAUCGAUAUGACCACGUAUUUGACAAAUUUCAAGGAAAUGGUAUAGAAGUUUUUGCGUACGACCAACGCGGGUUUGGACAAACCGCGGCACGUAAUAAGAAUCCGGGUGUGACGAGCUGGAAACUCGCGACUGAAGAUAUCACUCAUGCUCUUCGUCUGAGAAGGCGUGAGGGCGUUCCUCAGUUUUUAUUUGGUCACAGUAUGGGUGGCGCACUCGCUGUUAACUAUGCGACAGAAGGACCAGAACGAGACAAUGUAGCUGGCUUUCUAAUUUCUGCUCCCUUUUUGGACCAACCUGCUUCUACCAAACCUUCGCAAUCCAUCGUAUACCUGGGAACUGCAGUGUCGAAAGUUUUACCGAGCUUUCAAAUUGGCGUAAAGUUCUUUCCAGAAUAUACGAGUCGCGUGCCUGAGGAGGUCAAGAAGUAUGAGGAUGAUCCGCUUAUUCAUAGUAUUGGUUCUUUGGGCGGAAUCAGAGACAUGUUAUUGGGUCCGAAAGCCGUAUUGAAAUCAAAAUACAAAAAUAUCACAAAGCCAAUAUACAUGGUACACGGAGAUGAUGAUAAAAUCACUUGUUGCAAAACCUCCAAAGAGCUUUUCGACAAAAUCCCGUCAAGCGAUAAAACUUUCCGUGAAUGGAAAGGAGGAUAUCAUGAAUUGCACAAUGACCUUGAAAAAGAUGAGGUUAUUAUCGAGUGGAUUGAAUGGAUACUAAAAAGAAAAUACUUUUAA